CCUGCGACAGCGGCGGCGCGGCGGGCGGAGCCGGGAGGCGGGGAAGCAGUGGCCGUGUGAGCGUGAGGAGCUGCCGCCAGCGCCUGCUCCUCAUCGUCCUCGUCCUCUGGGGCCCCGGCGUCGUGGGCCGCGCACGGCCCUGGAAGCGACGUCGCCUCCCCUUCAUCUGCCUCUCACCGCGCCGCUCCUGCCUCCUCGUUCUGCGCUGCGGGCUCAGGCGGAACCGGAACGACCGUCCUCUUCCCCCGCCCUCCGCCGCCGCCUCCACCUCGUCUUCCUCGUCCUCCUCGUCCUCGGCUUCCUCCUCAGCCCCGGGCGAAGCGGGGUGUCGGCGGCGGCCGGUUCGGGCGGCGACUCGCGCUUCUUUGGGCGGCGGCGCUUGGCCAUGUCGUGUCGGGGAAGGUAAUGAGCCGCAGAGCCCCGGGGUCUCGGCUGAGCAGCGGCGGCGGCGGCGGCACCAAGUAUCCGCGGAGCUGGAAUGACUGGCAACCCAGAACUGAUAGUGCAUCAGCCGACCCAGAUAAUUUAAAAUAUUCUUCAUCCAGAGAUAGAGGUAGUUCUUCCUCUUAUGGACUGCAACCUUCAAAUUCAGCUGUUGUGUCUCGGCCAAGGCACGAUGAUACCAGAGUCCACGCUGACAUACAGAAUGACGAAAAGGGUGGCUACAGUGUCAAUGGAGGAUCGGGGGAAAAUACUUACGGUCGGAAGUCGUUGGGGCAAGAGCUGAGGGUUAACAAUGUGACCAGCCCUGAGUUCACCAGUGUUCAGCAUGGCAGUCGUGCUUUAGCCACCAAAGACGUGAGGAAAUCACAGGAGAGAUCGAUGUCUUAUUCUGAUGAGUCUCGACUGUCGAAUCUUCUUCGGAGGAUCACCCGGGAAGACGACAGAGACCGAAGACUGGCUACUGUAAAGCAGUUGAAAGAAUUUAUUCAGCAACCAGAAAAUAAGCUGUAGCAAAUUGCUUCAGGAGCUGAGACAGGAGGGAGCUUGCUCUCUUGGCCUUCUUUGUGCUUCUCUGAGCUAUGAGGCCGAGAAGAUCUUC
This is a messenger RNA of Rhinopithecus roxellana (golden snub-nosed monkey), 1042 nucleotides long. RefSeq lists its product as uncharacterized. The transcript has 5 exons. NCBI's taxonomy places the organism in Eukaryota, Metazoa, Chordata, Mammalia, Primates, Cercopithecidae. The record is from RefSeq and is a predicted model, not a curated record. The coding region runs from base 406 to 954 and encodes 182 amino acids.